Stylonychia lemnae is the source of this 1938-nucleotide messenger RNA. Lineage: Eukaryota; Ciliophora; Spirotrichea; Sporadotrichida; Oxytrichidae. The record is from the annotation of a GenBank genome assembly.
AUGUUAUCAGAAGAGUAUUUUAUUGACAAUAUAAAUUAUGAUGAAAGAUUUGUAGCUAACUUUAUCGAUACGAUUAAAGCUUAAUAAACUCUGCUGUAAGAAUUAGAUUAGGGUCAUACAGACAUGAAUAAUAAACUAGAAUUGGUAAAAAGGGAAAGAGAUUUAGUACAAUAGACAUAUCUUUCAAAUGAAGAAAAACUCGCAGAGUAAUAUGCAUUAGUUUUAGAACUUGUAAAUUAAUAUGAAAUUAACUUAGCAAAGUUCAGAUCAAUCAAAGAGUAGAUUGAUCUUUUUACAAGCACUUUAGGAGAUUUCAACAUUUUAUGGGUACAUAAUUUAUAGGAGAACAGAUAUGAUAGUUAAAAAGAUUAGUAUGAAGAGUUAAGAUAAAAAAUAGAGAAAAAAUAUGGUGAGUAACUCAUAGGCGAAAAAGAGCUCGAGAAAAAUUUAUACUAGAAAUUCAUGUUGAUUAUAGAAGAGAUUGAACAAAUCUCACAAGGCUAAUUUGACCUACUAACAUAAAUGAAGGCUGAAAUAUUAAUUUCUUGUGAAAUCGAUAUAAUCCCUAAUCUAGAGAAGAUACCAUUCUCCUAAAAAAAGGAGUUGGUAAAUAAUCAAAAGAAAAUAUCUCAAAUCUUAAUGUCCUCUGAUAUGCUUAUGCUUAAACUUAGAAUACAGCUUUUAAACUAAAAAUUGUUUAAAAUAAUUGGCAUUGUUGAGAACUAUCUGAAGUAGUACAGUACUAAUAAAGUUAACAUCAAAGAUCCAGAAAGUUUUGAAAUCGCCUUCAAGGAUUAUGACAAUAUUAAAAAGAACUAUCCAUAAGAAUUUGAGAAAUUUAUCCAAGAAAUCAAUAAUGAAAAUAACGAAAACUACUAUUCUUUAAUCUAAUAAAAAAAUAAAAAUGAAAGUUUGGAAAAUUUCUUUCAAUAGCAAAAAGCCCUUCAUUUUAGCUUGAAAGAUAUGAAAUACUUUAUUAUUAACAAUAUGGAAGAUAUUUAAAGCUUUCAAAUUACAAGAACUGAAUUACUUUGGUAGGAGUUUAUUGAUAAGUAUAAACCUACUAUCAAAAUCUAAAGAAUGCAAGGUAAUAAUUACAGAUUUGGAGACAGGUUAAUCACUACAAAAAUUAUUGAUGGUGAGUUAUGUGUCAAACUAGGCAGAACAUCAAUUACAUUAGAAAAGUAUUACAAUAUACAUUAUUAAAAGGUAGAGGAAUAGUAAAAAAUACUAGAAUUGACUCAAUCCCUUUAAAAGAAGUAAGGCUUUGAUUUAAAUACCUAUAAUACUAACUCUUCCUCUGAUACUAACAAAGCUAUGAAGGUUUUUACUAAAUUUGGUUAGCAAUAGUUGCAAUUUCUACAGUAGUAAUAGUCAGAUAGUAUCUAACCUCAGAAUCGUACACUCAUGAAUACUCCUUCUCCCAGCCCCUCUAGUCUAGAAUUAAAAAAAAUGUCUUCACCAUUAAGUGAUCCUAAAAAUGACAAAGAACUUAUAGGUUUGCUUAGAAAGUCAAUAGCUUUGAGACACUCUCCUUAAACUAAAACUAAUACUUUUGAGGGUUCAAAUCAUGCUGGAAAAUUAUAAGACUCAAAACAAUAAUAAAGAGUAAUUUUUAAGUCAAGAAAUAUCAAAAAUAUUGAGCCUAUAGUGAGUAAAGUAAGCCAAACUUUAACUCACAAUUUUCUAAAUCAUCAAAGUUUAAUUUCACCCAAAGGAAAUUAUCUCUCUGUGUAGCAAAAUAACAUUCCAAGACAGAAUGGGGAUCAAAUGCAAUUCAGUAGUAGAAAUAGACUUAGCAUUGCCUCAUAAAACUCAGUCAAAGAAACUUAAUCAAACGAUUCUUCAAACCAGAGAGGUGGUGGAGAGUAGCAAUCAACUAUCUAAAAAAUUUAGAGAAAGACAAUAUCAGAUUUGAAAAAAUGGAAAAACUUUUGA